GGCCAAGCGAUCGCCUAUAUAAGAGCAGCCCAGCGGCACCGCAGGCAGACACCACCGACAACCACACAACAGCAUGGCCUGCAAGCUGAUCGUCCUCGCCGCCCUCGUGGCCGUGGCCCACGCCGGCUACCUCGGCGCCCCCGCCGUGGUCGCCCCCGCCGGCCCGGCCUACGCCGCGCGCGCCUACGCCGCCCCCUACGCCAGGGCGUACGCCGCCCCCGCCGCCGUGGCCGCCGAGUACGACCCCAACCCCCAGUACAGCUACGCCUACAACGUGCAGGACGCCCUCACCGGUGACUCCAAGGCCCAGCACGAAACCCGCAGCGGAGACGUCGUCCAGGGCAGCUACAGCGUCGCCGAACCCGACGGCUCCAUCCGCACCGUCGACUACACCGCCGACCCCGUCAACGGCUUCAACGCCGUCGUGCACAGGGAGGGUGGCGCUCACCCCGCCCCCGUCGUGGCCGCUGCUCCCGCCUACGCCGCCGCCCCUGCGCUGGCCUACGGCAAGGCUUAUCACGGAAUGCUAAGCACCUUUCAGAUCCAGUUCGCCAGACAGCGCAGUACAUUAGCGUAUAUAAGCGCCGGUCGCCGACACCUGGGGCAGAACGCAGCGAUUUCUCACAGCAGCAUGGCUUACAAGUUCGUCGUCCUCGCUGCCCUCGUCGCCGUGGCCCGCGCCGGCUACCUGGGCGCCCCCGCCGUCUACGCCCCCGGUGCUCCGUUGGCCGCCCGCGCCUACGCUGCUCCCGUGGCGUACGCCGCCCCCGCUCUCCGCGCCGCCCCUGUGGCUGUCGCCGCCCCCGCCGUGAGGGCCGCCCCCGUCGCCGUCGCCGCCGCCCCCGCUGCCGUCGCUGCCGAGUACGACCCGCACCCCGAGUACAGCUACGCCUACAACGUGCAGGACGCCCUCACCGGCGACUCCAAGACGCAGCACGAGAGCCGCAGCGGAGACGUCGUCCAGGGCAGCUACAGCCUGGUCGAGCCCGACGGUUCCAUCCGCACCGUCGACUACACGGCUGACCCCGUCAACGGCUUCAACGCCGUCGUGCACAAGGAGGCCGGCGCCCACCCCGCCCCCGUCGUAGCCGCCGCCCCCGCCAUCGCUGCCGCCCCUGCUCUGGCUUACGGCAAGGCCUACCACGGCUAAACCAACUCCCCUCAUUUCUCCCACUAUCACUCUGUAAAUAUUAUUUAUACCCUUUCGGGCUUUAUCGUUAAGAAUAAACGAGUAAAACCUG
Molecule: messenger RNA, 1241 nt
Organism: Schistocerca gregaria
Lineage: Eukaryota; Metazoa; Arthropoda; Insecta; Orthoptera; Acrididae
Product: cuticle protein-like
Exons: 4
Coding region: 74-1150 (358 amino acids)
Cellular component (GO): extracellular matrix
Source: RefSeq, a predicted model, not a curated record